AUGGAAGAGACGGACCAGAUUGUCCGGGUUUUUGAAUGGCCAUGGCCGACUUAUUUUCAUGGUCUGCCGCCAGGGUAUAAGAGCAUCGCACAGGCCGUUUUCCUCGUCUUCUUUCGUCUCUCCAUCACAUUCAAUUUGUCCUUUCCAAUUCGAAGUACAGCCAUGGCGAGCACUCUUUCCGAUCUCACUGCGACCAUAACAUCUGCUCUUUCGAGCCUCCCACCACAAGACAAGAUCCAGGAUGCUGAGCGUAUGCAGCUCCUCGAGGCAAUUAACCGCUUGCAAGCAGAGCUUGAGCCACCUCCUGUAUCAAUCCGACGUAUUUGUUUCUCGCACUACUCACUUGUGAUCAUUCGGGUUGCCCAAGGCAUGGGGGUCUUCGACGCUUUCGUCGAGUCCGAGGGUGCACAUUUGAGCCUGCAAGAGCUUUCUCCGAAGAUCGAGGGUGAUGAAAAGCUUCUGAAGCGUGUCAUGCGCUUCCUCUGCGCGCAUCGUAUCUUCAAGGAAGUUGCUGGUGAAACAUAUCAGCCUUUGCCGUUGGCGAUGGCCUUCGGAACCGGGUCUGUGCCAGGAGAGAUGAUUAAGCACUUCCAUGCCUGUAUGCAAGCAAGUGCGAAGAUCUUCGCGUACCUUGAAGAAAGGGGUUAUAAAAACCCCGAGGAUGCUUACGAUGCCCCUUUCCAACUGGCAUAUAAUACCAAGGAACAUUAUUUUGAUUGGCUCAAGAAGAAUCCUGAAGUCCAAAAGGCUUUCAACGCGGUCAUGACGACAAGUCAGCAGUUCCGCGGAGAGGAUUGGUUUGAGAUGUUUCCAGUUACUGAGAAGCUGAAACUGAACACAUCUGAGCCCUCGGAUAGAGCCUUGCUCGUCGACAUUGGCGGCGGCGUUGGCCACGACAUCAAAGCUUUCAGAAACAGGUUCCCAAAGCUCACGGGACAGCUAAUCCUUCAGGAUCUCCCUCAAGUCAUUGGCGCCAUCAAAGAGCCACUCCCUGGUGGUAUCACUGCAAUUGGCCAUGACAUGUUCAAGCCACAGCCAAUCAAGGGUGCGAAAGCGUACUAUUUACGAACGGUAUUGCACGACUGGCCGGAGAAGCAAGCCCUGGAGGCUCUUUCCUGCAUUCGUGAGGCGAUGGCGGAGGACUCUAUCCUCCUUAUUCAUGAACACACGACCCCUGAGGGAGCCAAUGUGCCGCCACUAGCCGCGACGCUCGAUUUCCAUAUGAUGGAGAUGUUCUCCGCCUUGGAAAGAACUGAGAAGGAAUGGGUCACUCUUCUUGAAAAGGCGGGUUUCAAGGUAGCUAAGGUCUGGAAGGGUCAGUCGAACACACAUCCCGUUGCUUUAUUCGAGGCGACCCUGUAA
Aspergillus calidoustus is the source of this 1362-nucleotide messenger RNA. The record is from the annotation of a GenBank genome assembly. NCBI's taxonomy places the organism in Eukaryota, Fungi, Ascomycota, Eurotiomycetes, Eurotiales, Aspergillaceae.